Messenger RNA from Cydia amplana, 4378 nucleotides. RefSeq names its product RNA helicase aquarius. Gene Ontology annotation, biological process: mRNA splicing, via spliceosome. The transcript is spliced from 27 exons. The record is from RefSeq and is a predicted model, not a curated record. Gene Ontology annotation, molecular function: helicase activity; mRNA binding. NCBI's taxonomy places the organism in Eukaryota, Metazoa, Arthropoda, Insecta, Lepidoptera, Tortricidae. Bases 89 to 4378 code for a protein of 1429 amino acids. Gene Ontology annotation, cellular component: catalytic step 2 spliceosome.
AUUGACGUUCGCUUGUUAUUGUUGAUGUUUAGAGAAUAAUAAUUUUCUAUCAUAAUUACAGUUUACAGUGAUUUUGUGAUCCGUAAAGAUGAAGGCUGAGGUCGCGUCUUCUUCGGAGAAACCCAAAAUCCCUUUGCCGACACUUUCUCAAAUAAACGCUGACCGAAUUACUCAGCUCGCAAACCAGUACUGGUCGCCACAAACUGAGGAAAGCCACUUGCCUUAUGAUGCUGCUAUUGUGGAGUCAAUCUACCAAGCAGAGAUCCUUGGAUCAAAUUUCUCGGUCCGGCGUAUCAUGAUGCUGGAGUUCUCUCAGUACCUGGAGUGCUACCUGUGGCCGCAGUACCGCGCCGGCGCGUCGCGCGCGCACAUGAUGUCCAUCAUAGUCAUGAUCAACGAGAAGUUCCGAGAAAGAGUGCCCGCUUGGCAGGCAUUUCUCAAGAAACCGGAGCACUUCCCCGCUUUCUUCGAACAAGUGCUGCGAGCCAGCGUGGCCGAAGACAACGAGAGCCGCAACAUGAGGGAACAGACCGCACUGCUUCUCUUCCUGAACCACUGCUUCGGAAGCAUGGAGGUCCAGCUGUGCCGAGACCAGGUCAAGAGGCUGGUGUCGUUGAGCAUGUGGAUCAGCUUACAAGAGGGUCGUAGAAAUCAAGAAUUCAAAGCCGUGCCAAAAUGGAAGAAAUACUGGAAAGCGAUUCAGAAGAAAGACAAACCAGAGCUUCUAGAGAAACUGAACUGGGAGAGGAGAUACCUGCAGAGGCUCAUGACAAAGUUCAUGAAUAUCCUGGAGACGGUGCCGGAGGAGGGGGACGUGGAUCCUAAUGUUGUGAGGUACUGCGAGCGGUUCCUGGAGCUGAUGAUAGACCUGGAGGCGCUGUUGCCAACUCGCCGCUUCUUCAACACGGUCAUGGACGACUGCCACCUCGUCGUGCGUUGCCAGCUCGCGCCGCUCACUCGAAGACCUGAGGGUCAGCUGUUCUUACAGUUGCUGCAAAUGCUCAAAUUCUAUACCCGUUUUGAAAUCAGCGAUGAAACUGGAGACCCUCUAACGGACCGAGACAUGACACUGCUCCACUAUUCAAGAAUAACCUCUCUACAGAAGGCAGCAUUUGCUAAAUUCCCCGACUUGAGAUUAUUCGCAUUGGCCAAUGUUGCCAGCGUUGACACUCGAGACUCCUUGCACAAGCACUUCGGCAGCUUAAGCGACAAAGCGCUACGCGCUAUAGCUACGCACCUGAACCUGGUGCCUCCGGAGGGGAAGGAGCAGGAAGCUCCUCAUUAUCGAGUCGACAAGGAGUUCCUCAAGGAGUUGCUGAUCUCGCGGCAUGAGCGCCGUAUAUCACAGCUGGAAGAACUAAACUCCAUGCCAUUGUAUCCCACCGAGGAAGUGAUCUGGGACGAGAACGUGGUGCCCACGGAGAUAUACAGCGGCGAGAACUGCCUCGCGCUGCCGAAGCUUAAUCUGCAGUUCCUCACACUACACGACUAUCUGCUGAGGAACUUCAAUCUGUUCCGAUUGGAGAGCACAUAUGAAAUAAGACAAGACAUCGAGGAUGCGGUAUACAGAUUGGCUCCGUGGCGAGCUGAAGAUGACAGCGUAUUCUUCGGCGGCUGGGCCCGCAUGGCGCACCCGAUCCAAACAUUCGCUGUCGUGGAAGUCGCCAAGCCGAACAUCGGUGACAAAGCGCCUUCGCGAGUGCGGGCCGACGUUACCGUGGCUCUCAGUGUGCGAAAUGAAAUCAAGCACGAGUGGGAGAGUCUUCGGAAACAUGAUGUGUGCUUCCUGAUCACUGUCCGACCCACACAGGGCAUUGGUACAAAAUACGACUACCGAAAAAGCAUGGUAGAACAAGCAGGCAUCAUUUACGUUCGAGGGUGCGAAGUGGAGGGGAUGCUUGACUCGGCUGGGCGUGUCAUUGAGGAGGGGCCCGAACCACGCCCACAGCUUGACGGAGAUUCGCGUACCUUCCGGCUACUGCUAGAUCCUAACCAGUACCGGCUUGAUUUGGACCGCGCCAGUAAGGGGAAAGAGGAUGUGUACGAAACGUUCAACAUCGUAAUGCGGCGAAAGCCGAAGGAGAACAACUUUAAAGCAGUUCUGGAGACCAUCAGGGAGCUGAUGAACACGGAAUGCGUGGUCCCGGAGUGGCUACACGAUAUCGUGCUGGGAUACGGCGAUCCGGGGCAAGCACAUUAUACAAGGAUGCCCAAUGAAAUCCCUACGUUGGAUUUCAAUGACACGUUUCUGGAUAUGGAACACUUGAGAAACAGUUUUCCGGGCUACGAGGUCAAAGUGAAAACCGACGACCCACGGAAACUAGUCAGACCCUUCAAAGUUACCUUUGAGAAUGUUCUCCGCAAGCAAGAACUUGGCGACAAUGCAAUGGAUGAAGACGAGGAAAUUAAAUCUAUCAUCGUGGAACCACACGUGCAGCCGAAACGGGGACCAUACUUAUACAAUGAGCCGAAAAAGAACAACAUCUUAUUCACGCCAACCCAACUGGAAGCCAUACGCUCGGGAAUGCAGCCUGGGUUAACGCUAGUGGUCGGACCGCCGGGAACAGGAAAAACUGACGUAGCCGUACAGAUAAUUUCCAACCUGUAUCACAACUUCCCAUGGCAACGGACCCUGGUAGUGACGCACAGUAACCAGGCGCUCAACCAGCUCUUCGAGAAGGUCGCAGAGCUGGACGUGGAUGAACGGCAUCUGCUGCGUCUGGGUCAUGGAGAAGAGGCACUGCAGACUGAUAAAGACUUCUCGAGAUACGGCCGAGUGAACUACGUGCUGGCCAAGCGUCUGGAGCUUCUAGAGGUGGUGGGGCGACUACAACGCACGCUCGACGCCGGGGGAGACGCGGGGGCCACGUGCGAACUGGCCCAUCACUUUCACGUGUACCACGUGCGGCCCCGGUGGCAAACAUUCACUGACGCCGUGCAGCGCGACAAGACGAAGUCAGUGGAGACCAUAAGCAAAGAGUUCCCUUUCCAUGAGUUCUUCGAUGAUGCCCCAAAACCUCUGUUCCCCGGGAAGUCCUAUGAUGAAGACCUGGAAAUCGCUCUUAGCUGCUACAGAUACAUCAACCACAUCUUCGAAGAGCUGGAGGAGUUCCGAGCAUUUGAGCUGCUUCGCUCAGGCUUGGACCGAUCCAAGUACCUUCUAGUCAAGGAAGCCAAGAUCAUAGCCAUGACCUGUACUCAUGCUGCGUUGAAGCGAUCAGAACUAGUGCAGAUGGGUUUUAAAUACGACAAUAUCCUAAUGGAAGAGUCCGCCCAAAUCCUCGAGAUAGAAACAUUCAUCCCGCUCCUACUGCAAAACCCUCAAGACGGACGCUCGCGGCUCAAGCGCUGGAUCAUGAUCGGCGACCACCACCAGCUGCCGCCCGUCGUCAAGAACAUGGCCUUCCAGAAGUACUGCAACAUGGAGCAGAGCCUGUUCACGCGCAUGGUGCGGCUGGGCGUGCCCUAUGUGGAGCUGGACGCGCAGGGCCGCGCGAGGCCGAGCAUUUGCAACCUUUACCGAUGGCGGUACCGCGCGCUGGGUGACUUGGGCCAUGUGACCAGACUACCCGAGUACCGAGCAGCCAACGCCGGGCUCCGAUACGAUUUCCAGCUGGUUAACGUGGAGGAUUUCAAUGGGGCUGGCGAGACUGAGCCCAGUCCGUACUUCUACCAGAAUUUGGCCGAGGCGGAAUACGUCGUAGCCGUAUUCAUGUACAUGCGGAUAAUCGGCUGGCCUGCUGAGAGGAUAUCAAUCUUGACCACGUACAACGGACAGAAGCAUCUCAUUCGUGACGUCAUCGACAAGCGUUGCGCCGACAACCCCCUUAUCGGUCGACCUCAUAAGGUGACGACGGUGGACAAGUACCAGGGACAGCAGAACGACAUCGCGCUGGUGUCGCUGGUGCGCACGAAGGCCGUGGGCCACGUGCGCGACCUGCGGCGUCUCAUCGUGGCAGCGUCUCGUGCCCGACUGGGGCUGUACAUCUUCGCGCGGGCCAACCUGUUCCGGAACUGCUUCGAGCUGCAGCCCACCUUUAACCAGUUGGUGGCGCGACCACUGGAGCUGGUGCUGGUCCCGGGCGAGCGCUACCCGGCGCAGCGCGCGCUGGGCGCGGCCGUGCCGCAGGAGCUGGCGCUGGUCGCGCGCGACAUGCCGCACAUGGCGCGCUUCGUGUACGACAUGUACCUAGAGCGCGUGCGCGACCACCAGCGACAGGAGCAGGCGCAGCAGAGCUGGUCAGCGCCGGGCACGUCGCGCGCGGCCAAGUCGCGCGAGCCGCGACACUUCGUGCCGUCGCACCCCGGCGCCGACGAUGAUGACGACUUCCAACCCACGCAGAUCGUCAACGAGGUCGACGAACCCGAGCCCAACUAG